AAAAUCUCAAAGUCAUUGCAUGCAUUUCUGAUUUGAUAUGAAUUUUCUAAGUUGGAAAUUCAUUUUGUGCACAUUUUUUGUCAUCACAUGGCAUAAGCAAAUUGAGGCACUUGGUUAUUGAUUUGAGGCUGGUCCUUUUGAGGACAUUUUGGGGAUUGUUUGAAGGUGUAAUGUGCAAAAGGAUAGGUUCUGUUUUGGUCAUUUGGUUAGGUUUUGAAUUUGACCUUUGUACUAGGGUUUUGUUGUGUUUGAUUGGAUGUACAUAGACUAACUUAGUUUUGUGUUUCAGGUUUGGAUACUCAUUAUUGAUGAUUGGGUUUGCUCUCACCUUAUGAGAUGCAUUGAGUUCUGACCUAUGUUUGUUUCGUAGGGUUGUAAUUGAUGUGGUGAACUCAUGAGCUCAUUUGAGUGCUAAGGCACUUAUGCAUUGCAUUGUGUAGCUGUUAGAGGGUUUCACUGUUUGUUUUCUGGUUGUAUAACUGAAGUACUGACUGGUUAGUCUUUGUACAGGUACCUUAGUUGCUUGCUUGCUUUUGCUCUUGCUUGAGCAUUGGAUUGUGGUUGACACACCACUCAGGGUACAUUCUUGAUUGAGAUCCUGGUUGAGAGACAUCCUUAUUCCAAGCAUGAGGGCCGACUUAAAAGAUGAUGUUGUCUACAGUUUCUUUGAUCCAGAGAUUAGCGUGCUGAGGGGUAUGAUAGCAUUGAUUACACCUGACUAUGUGGGGAUGUUCCGUAAGGCUUAUGGAAGUAUUAUGAAGAUGGUUUUCAGGCUCACAGAUGGGGAUAUGAGCGCCAUCUAUACUCUUCUCCAGUUUUAUGAUCCGGGUUUGAGAUGUUUUGUCUUCCCAGACUAUUUGUUGGGACCUUUGAUGGAGGAUUAUGCCGGUAUUCUGGGCAUUCGGGUCAGAAACCAGAUUCCUUUUUAUGUUACUAAGGAAGAACCUGAUGUUGUUGAGAUUUCUUGUGCUCUUUAUUUGAGCCCGGAAGUGACUAAGAAAGGUUUGAAGGAGAAAGGAAAGUUGUCCGGUUUUCAUCUGAGUUUCUUGGAGGCCAAGGCCAAGGAACAUGUUGUUUUGGGUAAUUGGAAGACUGUUUGUGCUCUGCUUGCUGUAAGCAUUUAUGGAGUUAUUCUGUUCCCUAAUCAGAAGAAUUUUGUGGAUAUUAAUGCCAUCCGGGUGUUUGCUCAGAGGAAUCCCAUUCCUACCUUGAUCGGGGAUGUUUAUUAUUCGGUCCAUAAUCGGAACGAGAAGCGGCGUGGAGGUUUGGUCAGAUGUUGUGCUCAAUUGUUAUAUGAGUGGUUCAUGGGAUAUUUGCCUUCCAAGGGUGCCUUUUUCUUUCUUGAUCAUACUGUAAAUUGGGCAACCAAGUUGAUGGGUUUGCAAGCCAAGGACAUAGUUUGGACUCACAUUGAUGUGGCUAGACGAGAUUUUAUUUACAGCUGUGAGAGUUUUCCCAAUGUGCCCCUUAUAGGAGUUCAAGGGUGUAUUAAUUAUAACCCGGCGCUUCUUAAGAGACAAAUGGGAUUUGCUAUGGAGGGUCCUCCCCUCGAGCGUGAGAUUCAGGAGUCUUUCUACUUCCCGGUUGAGGGUAAUCAGUCAUUGUUGAGGCAAGUGUCUGAUGCAUGGCGCAACAUUCAAAGGAAAGGCAAGAUUCCUUUUGGUAGAGCUAAUAACAUGUCUUUUCCUCCAUUUGAUGAUUGGCUCAGAGAGAGGGUUGAGCUCACUCAUUUGCCAUUUCCUGUGGGUGAUCUUUGGUAUCCAUUGAUUGAGGAGCCACGCUCUUCUGUCAGUAUGGAAGAAUUUCUUGAGAUGAGGAGGGCAAGAGAUAAACCGCAAGCAGAGAAGACUGAGAUAGAAAUGAGUAUUGCUGGAAUUCAACUGGCUAAUCAGGAAAUCAAGGGGAAAGUAGAAGACCAGGCUAGGAGACAUGUUCAGGAGGUGAAGCGUUUUGAGAAAGACACCGCCUAUUACUGUAAGAUCAGCCAAGCUUUAGAGUCAUCUACGAAGGAGCACGACCUUAGCAAAGAGAAGUUGGCUAGAGCUUUGAAGGUCAUUGAAGAUGAAAAGAAGAGACAAGUCCUUGUGAAGACUCAGAGGGAAGCUAGAGCCAAAGCCCUUACCACAGAGUGGGAAGCGAAGCUGAGGGUUAAGGAAGAAGAGAAAGAGAAGAUUAUGGCCGAGAGAGAUCACUAUCUUGCUGAGAGGGACCAUUAUUUCCGUCAGAUGAAGAUUCACCAGAAAGAGGUGGGAAGACUUCAGCAGGAGAACACGGAGCUCAGGUUCACUAUGAAGUUUACCAGGAUGGUCGAUGAUGCAGAGCCUUCUGUGGGACCUUCUUCAGAUUAGACUUUUAUUGCAGUUGUUAUCAUGUGUUGGAUUACCGUCAGGCAUGUUGACGGAAUUCACUUACUCGUAUUUCUUUCUAAUUCUGGAGGAUUGUAAA
This is a messenger RNA of Lathyrus oleraceus (garden pea), 2445 nucleotides long. RefSeq lists its product as uncharacterized. The transcript is spliced from 2 exons. Lineage: Eukaryota; Viridiplantae; Streptophyta; Magnoliopsida; Fabales; Fabaceae. The record is from RefSeq and is a predicted model, not a curated record. The coding region runs from base 627 to 2348 and encodes 573 amino acids.